Molecule: messenger RNA, 567 nt
Organism: Sinocyclocheilus rhinocerous
Lineage: Eukaryota; Metazoa; Chordata; Actinopteri; Cypriniformes; Cyprinidae
Product: olfactory receptor Olfr180-like
Exons: 1
Biological process (GO): G protein-coupled receptor signaling pathway; detection of chemical stimulus involved in sensory perception of smell
Cellular component (GO): membrane
Molecular function (GO): odorant binding; olfactory receptor activity
Source: RefSeq, a predicted model, not a curated record
UUACCACUGAGGUAUCAUAUGAUUGUGACCCACAGAUUAAUGCUUGUUAUAAUUGGUGCUUCAUGGACACUAGUACUAUUAUUAACAAUCAUUGGAGUAAAUUUCAUGAGCAGACUUUCGUUCUGCAAAUUUAUUGUCACUGUUAACAGUUUCUACUGUGACCAUGGGCCAAUAUAUCGUUCAGCUUGUAACAAUAAUUUCCUAAGCUCUGUGAUAGCCAGUGUGUUCCCAGCAAUCAUCCUUGGGUUUCCAGUAGCUUUUAUUAUCUUUUCAUAUACAUGCAUAGCUGUGACAUUGUUCAAAAUCACAACCCCACAAGACCGUCAAAGAGCCACAAAGACAUGUUCUGCUCAUUUAAUAUUAGUGGCUAUAUUUUAUGUACCCAUCACUUUUACAUAUGCAUUUUGGCCCUUUAUUAACACGAACACAAGGAUCAUUAAUCUUUCUCUGACUUCUGCACUUCCUCCAAUGCUUAACCCUAUAAUCUACACAUUCAUGACUGAGGAGUUCAUUGUGUCUGUUAAAAGACUUCUUAAACGAAGAUUCAUAUUCCCGUCUCAUAAAUAA